AUGGGCACCCUACGGGACCUGCAGUACGCCCUGCAGGAGAAGAUCGAGGAGCUGCGGCAGCGCGACACCCUGAUCGAUGAGCUGGAGCUGGAACUGGACCAGAAGGACGAGCUGAUCCAGCGGCUGCAGAACGAACUGGACAAGUACCGGUCGGUGCUCCGGCCCGCCACCGCUCAGCAGGUCCAGGCCCAGCAGCAGAACCUGGUCCUGCAGCCGGACCAGCACCGCAGCAAACGGCAGGCCAUCUCUGCCGAGCCCACGGCCUGCGACAUCACCGACCUCAGCCACGUCACCCUGCCCUUCUACCCCAAGAGCCCACAGUCCAAGGAGAUGAUAAAGGACGCCAUCUUGGACAACGACUUCAUGAAGAACCUGGAGCUGUCUCAGAUCCAGGAGAUCGUGGACUGCAUGUACCCUGUGGAUUACGGGAAGGACGCCUGCAUCAUCAAGGAGGGCGACGUGGGCUCGCUGGUCUACGUGAUGGAAGAGGGUAAGGUGGAGGUGACCAAAGAGGGGAUGAAGUUGUGUACGAUGGGACCGGGCAAAGUGUUCGGAGAGCUUGCCAUCCUCUACAACUGCACCCGGACGGCUACUGUCAAAACUCUGGUCCAAGUGAAGUUGUGGGCGAUCGACCGUCAGUGUUUCCAGACCAUCAUGAUGAGAACUGGACUCAUCAAGCACGCCGAGUACAUGGACUUCCUCAAGAGCGUUCCAACCUUCCAGGGUCUUGCAGAGGAGACUCUCAGUAAACUGGCUGACGUCAUGGAGGAGACUCAUUAUGAAGACGGGGAGUUCAUCAUCAGACAGGGAGCCAGAGGAGACACCUUCUUCAUCAUCAGCAAGGGAAAGGUGAAUGUGACCCAGGAGGAAUCAGCCAAUCAGGAGCCAACACACCUCAGAGAGCUCACCAGGGGAGACUGGUUUGGAGAGAAGGCCCUUCAGGGUGAAGAUGUGAGAACAGCAAACGUCAUCGCUGCUGAGGCCGUCACCUGCCUGGUCAUUGACCGAGACUCGUUCAAGCAUCUGAUUGGUGGACUGGACGACGUUUCAAAUAAAGGAUACGAAGACGCUGAAGCUAAAGCCAAGUACGAGGCAGAGAACGCCUUCUUCUCCAGUCUGAAGCUGAAGGACUUCAACAUCAUUGACACGCUGGGAGUCGGAGGCUUUGGACGCGUCGAGCUGGUUCAGCUGAAGAACGAUGAGGCGAAGACGUUUGCCAUGAAGAUCCUGAAGAAGCGUCACAUCGUCGACACGAGACAACAGGAACACAUCCGCUCAGAGAAACACAUCAUGACGGAGGCUCACUCCGACUUCGUCGUCAGGUUGUACCGGACGUUUAAAGACAGUAAAUAUCUGUACAUGCUGAUGGAGGCCUGUUUGGGAGGAGAGCUGUGGACGAUACUGAGAGACAGGGGUUCGUUUGAAGAUUCGACCACCAGGUUCUACACGGCCUGUGUGGUCGAAGCCUUCGCCUACCUGCAUGCCAAAGGCAUCAUAUACAGAGACCUGAAACCUGAAAACCUCAUCCUGGACAGCCGGGGAUACGCCAAGCUGGUGGACUUUGGUUUUGCCAAGAAGAUCGGGUUCUGUAAGAAGACGUGGACGUUCUGCGGGACGCCAGAGUACGUGGCUCCAGAGAUCAUCCUCAACAAAGGUCAUGAUGUCUCAGCAGACUACUGGUCUCUGGGUAUCCUGAUGUACGAGCUGCUGACCGGCAGUCCCCCGUUUUCAGGUCCAGAUCCAAUGAAAACCUACAACGUCAUCCUGAGAGGCAUCGACAUGAUCGAGUUCCCCAAGAAGACCACCAAGAAUGCCGCCAACCUCAUCAAGAAGCUCUGCAGAGAUAAUCCCUCAGAGAGACUUGGAAACCUGAAGAAUGGAGUCAAAGACAUCCAGAAGCACAAGUGGUUUGAAGGUUUUAACUGGGAGGGUCUGAGGAAAGGAACUCUGACUCCGCCCAUCACACCUGACGUUUCCUCUCCGACCGACACCGGUAACUUCGACAAUUUCCCCGAAGACACAGAGGAGCCGCCACCGGACGACAACUCCGGAUGGGAUUACGACUUUUAGUCCAGCUUGAUACCCA
Molecule: messenger RNA, 2086 nt
Organism: Anoplopoma fimbria (sablefish)
Lineage: Eukaryota; Metazoa; Chordata; Actinopteri; Perciformes; Anoplopomatidae
Product: cGMP-dependent protein kinase 1-like
Exons: 19
Coding region: 1-2070 (689 amino acids)
Biological process (GO): protein phosphorylation
Molecular function (GO): ATP binding; cGMP-dependent protein kinase activity
Source: RefSeq, a predicted model, not a curated record